This is a messenger RNA of Brienomyrus brachyistius, 2946 nucleotides long. RefSeq names its product charged multivesicular body protein 1A (gene chmp1a). Gene Ontology annotation, cellular component: ESCRT III complex; multivesicular body. The record is from RefSeq and is a predicted model, not a curated record. The transcript is spliced from 7 exons. Bases 133 to 729 code for a protein of 198 amino acids. Gene Ontology annotation, biological process: late endosome to vacuole transport; protein transport; endosome transport via multivesicular body sorting pathway. NCBI's taxonomy places the organism in Eukaryota, Metazoa, Chordata, Actinopteri, Osteoglossiformes, Mormyridae.
CUUACACUCGAGACAGGAAGAAGGGGAAUAUAACAGUAUAUUUACCAGGAAAUAAGAAAGAAAAACUUGCUCUUUCACCAAUACGACUUUCGUCUAAUAGUACGAAGUACAAUCCUCGAUUUAUAUACAAAGAUGGACGACACGCUGUUUCAGCUGAAAUUCUCAGCAAAACAGUUGGAGAAGCUGGCCAAGAAGGCAGAGAAAGACUCCAAGACAGAGCAGGCUAAAGUCAAGAAGGCUCUACAACAGAAGAACGUGGAGUGUGCCAGGGUGUAUGCGGAGAAUGCCAUUCGUAAGAAGAAUGAGGGCUUGAACUGGCUGCGCAUGGCAUCUCGAGUCGACGCUGUGGCCUCCAAGGUUCAGACUGCAGUUACUAUGAAAGGGGUGACAAAGAACAUGGCUCAGGUGACCAAGGCACUGGACAAAGCACUUGGCUCUAUGGACCUGCAAAAGGUGUCUGCUGUGAUGGACAAGUUUGAAUCACAAGUGCAAAACCUGGAUGUUCACACCUCUGUGAUGGAGGACUCCAUGAGCUCAGCCACCACCCUGACUACACCCCAGGAGCAGGUGGAUGACCUCAUCGUGCAGAUAGCCGAAGAGAGCGGCCUGGAGGUGAUGGAUCAGCUGAAUCAGUUACCCGCCGGGGCUGCCUCGCUGGGGGAGGGCUCCACACGCUCCCAGGAGAAGGAAGACCUGCUGUCCCGCAGGUUGGCUGCAUUGCGGAACUGAGCGUAUCACCUCGUGAGAAGGAUGACGAGCAGCAAAAGAGUGGCACUGAAAUGGACUAUUCCCUUCAACCUGUUUGUACUUAGAGUACAGUUCAGUCGAUCCCGUCCUUGGGUCUAUUUAUAUACAUGUCAGUCUGAGUGCUGCUGAAAUUACCACACAAGAUCUUCCCCCUCCUCUCUCUCACUGAAUUCUUGUUUCUCUCUCUCUCUCUCCUCCCCAUCUGUUUGUUCUCUGCUCUCACAAUUUCAUUCUCACUUCCUCCCCUCGCAUCCUCUCAUUCCUCUUAUACCCCUCUUCCUCCAUCGAAGAGAUUUUUGGCAAGCAGUAAAAUUAUCCUGUUUCUGCAACCCAUGGGGGGGGGAUCCAAACACAGAGAUGCUUAAAAUAAUCUACUCUCCUAAUAAUAUGUAUGAUUUCAAAAAUACUGCUCAUGUGCUCCAUCUGUAUUUCAAAGCUGUAUUUCAACUUUGUUUUAUUUAUAUAUUAUGAAGUUAAUGCAAAAGACACGUAUCAGCAGGGUGUCGGUGGUGGAAGAACCAGGACAGGAAUUCUGGGUGGAGGUCACUCACCAAUGACCUCGUUCAGCUUAGAUGCGAUCAUCUUGACAGGUGCUGACACGCACACACACACUAUCCAUGGUGAAGGAACACUACGAGCUUGCGUGUGUCACUCCUCGUCCCCAACACCACACAUGUCACGCCCUCUCGAUGGGAAUCAUCGACGUCAGAAAGAGGUCAUGCUUAGUAAUGCCUAGUGUCCAUGCUGUGUUCUUAUGUAAAUCGAUGCUGUGUUCCUUUGGCUCUAGUUUAAUUCUCUUGGUUCGCUCUUCAUGCCUUUUCGAUUUCUGCUUGUUGAUUAUUAAUGCCUUACUGAGAUUUCAGGUGCUUGACUAGGCACUUUGCUUCAGUGCCUGAGUGAAGUAAUUAAUAAAUAAUUCUAAAGGCCUAACAGGAACAGGCAGACUGUAUAUCUAUGGUUACCACAGGAAUGAAUCUGAAUAAUUUACUUCUUUGGGAAUCGCUUUACUGUGUGUGUGCUGGUUAUUUAUAUCAGUAGUCACGGUUAGGUUGGUGUUUUUUUUUUCAUAUUAUAUGUUUAUAUUCAGAUAAUAAAUCCCCCUUGUGAGAGAAACGAAACUGACUUGCCAUCAACUUGCAAGAUCAGGGGUUCUUAACCUUGAUUGUCCCGUGGGUGUCCUUGGCCAUCUGGUGAAACUCUUGUGAACGUUUUCUCAGAAUAAUGUUUUUAAAUGCGUGGGGUUAAACAUGAAACCGAAAGGAAAUACAAAAUAUCACAAUAUAAAAAAGUAGUAGUAAUGAGCGUAAAUGAUAUUCCCAGAUAUCUAUCAACUGUAACAUGAUAUGAAAACAUCUUUGAUUUUUAUUGGUGACAAUGUCAUGGGUACUGCAAAUACUACUAUAUAUAUAUAUAUAUAUAUAUAUAUAUAUAUAUAUAUAUAUAUAUAUAUAUAUAUAUAUAUAUAUAUAUAUAUAUAUAUAUAUAAUUUUUUUUUUUUAGCUAAAUUCCUGAGGUUAAUGAAAGUAAUGAUGUAUAUUUUUUCCCGCCCAAGUUCAUAGACCCUCUGAAAUCUAUUCGGGGACCCCCAAAGUAAAAAAAAAAAAAAAAAAAACGUGUUUUAGAUCACGCUAUGUGGGUUGGGGACUCGAGCCAGAAGACUGUGGGUUCGAGUCUCAUAUGUGGCAGAGCUAAUCACUAAUGGGAUUUUGAGCUUUAACUGCUUGUUUGUUUGUGGCUUUGGACAAGAGUAUCUGCUGAGGAAAAUAUAAAUGUGAGAGGCUCUGUCACAAAUAUUUGCUGGAAUGGUUUCUAAAUAAAUUUUGACAGACAUUGUAAUGGAUGGAUAUGUUCAUAAUAAAUGUGACACCUUGUUGCGCUUAACGUUCUUCCUUAGAUAUGCACUUUAAGGGGGAUACCAUGUAAGCACUAGGAAAAUUGUCAUUUUCUUUUCAAAUAGCUGUACACCCGUCAUUUCUUGAAUCGGACAGGGGUGCAGCAAGGAAUUCUGGGCCUCUGGACAAAAUGCCACACUGGGUCUCCUCCAGUCCAGGCCCCGGUCAACAUAUCUGUUUCCCCAACCCUGGGUGUGACCCUGGUUUCAGAUGUAGUCUUUAUCCAUAAAGUAACAAUCACGCUUUGUUGUGUUAUGAAUUGUCAGUUCAUCAAGAUAAACUUUUAAAAAUAAAACUAUGGGCGAUA